GUUCUUCCGCACGAGGUUUAGAAUGGCUGCCACCACGAAACAAUCGGUUGCGAAAAGCCGCAGAACAUUUCCUAAUGUAAUUUGCAGUCGGGCGAUGGCUAAAAACAUGUACUGGGUAUUUAUAUCUAUUAUUGUUAUGACAAAUCGAUGUUGGGGUGACGAUGGGCACGAAAUGGAGGAGUUUCUGAAGAGAGAGCACUCGUUGACCAAGCCAUAUCAAGCGGUCGGGUCCUCCAUCUCGUCCCACUGGGAGCUGAUGGGCGACGCCAUGACGACCACGGAGCAGGUGCGGCUGACGCCGGACAUGCAGAGCAAGCAGGGAGCGGUAUGGAACCGCAUCCCCUGUCACCUGAAGGACUGGGAGCUACAGGUGCACUUCAAAAUUCACGGCCAAGGAAAGAAGAAUUUGAACGGCGACGGGCUGGCAGUGUGGUACACUAAAGAGCGCAUGCAGAAAGGUCCAGUGUUUGGGAAUACAGACUUUUUCACCGGGCUGGGGGUGUUCGUGGACACUUACCCCAACGAAGAGAAACACCUAGAGGCGCAGAAGAGGAGGUACACCCCACGCACGCAGAGGAUAUUCCCCUACGUGUUGGCGAUGGUGGGGAACGGCACGCUGGGCUAUGACCACGAGCGAGACGGGCGGCCCACGGAGCUGGGGGGCUGCACCGCCAUGGUGCGCAACCUGAAGCACGACACCUUCCUCUUCAUCAGAUACGUGCGCCGGAGGCUGACGAUCAUGAUUGACAUUGAUGGGCAGCACGAGUGGAGGGAUUGCCUGGACAUCCCGGGGGUGAAGCUGCCUGAGGGGUACUACUUCGGUGCCUCGGCCAUCACCGGAGACCUGUCGGAUAACCAUGACAUGAUCUCGAUGAAGCUGUACCAGCUCACCGUGCUGCGCAGUAAGCAGGAGGAGGAGGAAGAGGAGGAGAUUCUCAUUCCCAGCGUAGACAACCUGGAGCUGCUGAGGGGGGAUGUGAGUGAAGGAGGAAUGAGUGGGUUAGCCUUGUUCUUCACCGUGCUCUUCUCCCUGCUUGGCUGCUUCCUGCUCCUGGUCAUCGGCCUGGUCCUGUACAGCCACUGGAGCGAGAACAGCCGCAAGCGCUUCUACUGAGACACAGCGAAGGGAGAGAGAGAGAGAAGGAGAGAAAUGGAGGGAGGAAGAGGGAGCACAAGAGGCCGCCGUUACUGCUGCAUCCAGAGGAUAACCGGUUCUGCACUGAGACACUUUGACCAGAGCAGCUGACCCUGAUCUUCACAGCUGAGGGACAAGAGACUGUGAGAGAGAUUAAGAGACAGAUCGCCAUGACUACUGUUGCCAGGGAGAGGAAAAAAAAAAAGUUUCUCGUUGCACUGAAGAGAUGUGAUGGGCUUUACUGACCUUAAUCAUCACGACUGAGAAAGAGAGAGAGAGACUGAGGGCGAGGUGGGCGGGAGAAAAGUUUGGGGGAAGAGUGUGUUAUUGUGUGUUGUGCUAGCUCACAGAGGAGAACUUUGAGAAUGACUGCCUUCAGCCCUGUCCCAGACUCCUUUGGGAGAGAGGGAGAGACAGACCCCCGCCCCCCCACCCCACUUUGAGCCUGGGAAAGGGGGGAGGAGGCUAGGAGGAACAUUCCUCAUUUCCAAGACAUUUCACUCCGACCUGACAAAAAGGCUGGAUGCUCCUGUAGGGCUGUGCUUGUUCGAACCACCCUCCCCAUUUCCUUUCUGAUGUGUGUGUCUACAAAAGAAACAGGUGGGGGGGGGCGGGGGGGUUGGUGGAGAAGGGCUGGGUUGCCAGAUUGUGGGUUACGGGUCCCUGAAUGUUUGCGGGUGCCUUGCUUUAUAGGCCCCUGCGUGAUGUCAUUGGCCUGGGCUUCGCAAUGUCCGCAACAUGCAGACUUCACCGCUGUCAGCUUCCUCUUCACUGUCUGCUUCCUCUUCUGUCAGCUUCCUGUCUGCUUCCUCUUCUGUCAGCUUCCUGUCAGCUUCCUCUUCUCUGUCAGCUUCCGCUUCCUGUCAGCUUCCUCUUCUGUCAGCUUCCUGUCAGCUUCCUCUUCUCUGUCAGCUUCCGCUUCCUGUCAGCUUCCUCUUGUCAGCUUCCUCUUCUCUGCCAGCUUCCUGUCAGCUUCCUCUUCUCCGCUCCAGAAUCACAGUCACUGCCUCUAAUUACCCCCGCCGUGAUACCACGUUGCAUCUGGUAAAAAAAAAAAACGAUCCCCACAGCCAGGAAGACUUCUCCCGUUUAAAGUGAGGAUGCCUCACGUUAGCUGUGAUUUAUAUGGUCCUGUCCUCUCCUCUCCUCUCCCUGCCUGAAACCUUUCAGCAGCUCAAUCUCCUUUAAGGUUGACUCUGCUUUUUUAUAAAUCUAUGUGAAAUGACCGUAGGUUUAGACUCCUCUCCGGAUGUCUGUGUUAGUGCAGUGAUCGUGUUUUGCAUAUGCAUGAAGAUAUCUCCCUUCUUUUGAGCCACUGGUCCUUUUUGGAGAACUGAUUAUAGCUUCAUAGUUCACUCAGGUAUUCUGUCUACUGAGCAGGUAGCCCACUCCAUACUGGUAGCAUUGAAAGGUAUAUUUUGUCACUGGUGAUACUCCCAAGUGUUCCAAUUCCAAUGUUCGCUAGUUAUGAAUAUUCAUUAAAAGGGAUGCUUAAAGAUAGACGGUUAGAUAGAUAGCACAGUGACUCAGAAAGGCGCUCCGAUAAGAAAGAACAAAGGACAAGAGGAACAUAGGAGUUGAAUAUCUGGCCAGUGUGCAGAAUAUCUAUGGUCCUUUGUUAAAAUCACAUUUUACCAUAUUGGAUGUACAUAGUCUGUAUGGACAAGUUGGCCUGGUAGUGUUGCCUGGUGCUGAGACCGUGUAGAUGCUGUACGUCUGUAUAGCCGACCUGCCUAAUACCGUGGGCUACAGACCUUCUUUUACUGCCAGCCUUCAUGGCUGCGCCUGUGUCUUUAGACUAAGAUCUGGUUACAGUCAAAUCUCUGCCCCAGUACGCUAAUAGCAAUAUAAAAACCCCAGUUUACACAGGAUUCCUGUUUUUUUUUUUUUUAAAAAGGAAAAAAUAGGGGCUAGUUGUCAAAUUAUUUAAAACAAUGGCCAGAAAAGAGCAGUGUGGGAUGAUGGCUCUUUAGAUUGCAGUGCAGUUCAUGAAUUAUAAGUACACAAUAAAACAGGAAUAAUUAAUUACUAUUAAUUGUUACAAUUAACCAUUAUAAAUGAUUAUCCAACAGUUUAGUAAAAGAUGUUUAAGGGAGCAAUAUGACCAGAUUGAGAAAGAAAAUGUCACAGUUUUACUCUUUUAAGAUGAGAGUUCAUGUAACAUAUUGUAACGGCGUAGCAAUGUCAAUCAUCUUCAUUCCUGGUCCUGGUGAGCCACAGGGUCUGCUGGUUUUUAAUUGGCCUUAAUAUGUUGGUUAUCAAUUCAGACCCUAGAACCCAGUCUGAGGUGAGUUCUGUGUAGUCAACUGCUUUAAUUGAUCAGUUAGGUGCGAAAUAAUUUCAAAACAUACAGCAGACCCUGCGGCUCUCCAGGACUAAGAAUGAAGAUGACUGGUCAAUGUUGUUACCUUGUGUGGAAUUAUGAGAACCGUGGCCUGGCUUUUUACAAAAUGGCUGAACCAAAUCAAGGAAGUGAAAGGCGAUUAUUGACAUCUUAUUAAUCGCGAAUCAUUACAGCAUAAUUAUCUAUGGUUGUUUUUUUUGUUGCCAAAAGUCUGGUUGGCUGACUCACCUCAAUGCCCACGUGCAUGUUUAUGCCUUUGGAUCUUACUGUGUGAAAUUAGUCUUUUUAUACUGCUGUCUGCCCAUUCACGGUUAGCCAUCUGCGCACUGAACUUCUAGUGUAGCGUGACACGUCUUUUCCCCGUCUGUCUUGUUACUGCCUCAGCCUUUUAAAAACAAUGUAUUUCAUUGUGUAUUUA
Molecule: messenger RNA, 3897 nt
Organism: Anguilla anguilla (European eel)
Lineage: Eukaryota; Metazoa; Chordata; Actinopteri; Anguilliformes; Anguillidae
Gene: lman2la
Product: lectin, mannose-binding 2-like a
Exons: 9
Coding region: 23-1114 (363 amino acids)
Biological process (GO): Golgi organization; endoplasmic reticulum to Golgi vesicle-mediated transport; endoplasmic reticulum organization
Cellular component (GO): COPII-coated ER to Golgi transport vesicle; Golgi membrane; endoplasmic reticulum-Golgi intermediate compartment
Molecular function (GO): D-mannose binding
Source: RefSeq, a predicted model, not a curated record